Messenger RNA from Uloborus diversus, 627 nucleotides. RefSeq names its product monocarboxylate transporter 13-like. The coding region runs from base 133 to 627 and encodes 164 amino acids. NCBI's taxonomy places the organism in Eukaryota, Metazoa, Arthropoda, Arachnida, Araneae, Uloboridae. The transcript has 4 exons. The record is from RefSeq and is a predicted model, not a curated record.
GAAGAAACUUUUCACUCCUUCAGAAUUCGAAAAUUAUGUAGCAUUAUAUCCAAACAAUCAAAGGAAAAUGAACAACUUGCUCUUUCAACCUUGAACUGGUUUGGAUACAUUUUAUGAUGCGAAGGUAGCAAAAUGAAAGGCCUCAAAAAGUUCUUGUACCAAAAAAUGUCUGCCAGGAGCCCCACCAGAGAGGAAAGUUACACCGAAAAAGAUCCACUUCUGCGCCCGGAGAGAAACCAGCAAUCGACAAUCAGUGCCAGUGAUCCUAUCGAAGACGAGGUUUCGUCCUCCUCGGGAGGCCCUGAUGGCGUUCGGUCCUGGAUUGUAGGCCUGGCCCUCAUGACCAUCACCAUGCUCAUGAGUGGCCAGGCCAGGGUUGCCAGCAUCCUCUUCCUCGACUUCAGGAGGGUGUUCCAAGUGAAUCGCGAAGUGGCCUCGAGACCCUACAGCGUCAAGAUGGCUGGCAAGAAUCUGUGUGGUCCACUCGCUGGUAUCCUAGGACAGAAGUACGGAGUGAUGGCUGUAGUGAUGUCGGGGGGAAUAAUUUCUGCUAUCAGUUCGAUGUUGUGCUACUUUGUUAUGGACAUUUCGUGGAUUUACUUUUCUGUGGGGUUUUAUCGGCGGUAA